GUUCUCGGUAACUGUAUCAACAAAAACAUUGUACGUUUUUAAUAAACAUAAAAAAUAGUAACCGGAAAGCCAUGAAUGUUUUUAUUUUCAUUCAAGAAUUAAAAAGAUCUAAAAUUACGGCAGUAUGUGUUAAAUUCUGAUACCAUCAACAAUGAAAGUGAGAGUCAAAUUUGAUAGGGAAACUCGCAUAAUUGACCUAGGAACACGUGAAGCAUCAGAUAUCACACUUCUAGAAUUAAAGACUUCUGUUUCGUCCCAAAUUAAUUUAAAUGAUCAUUCAUUUCAACUGAGUUUAAAUGGCAGAGAUGGUCUUCUGGAUGAAAACCAAAAAUUAUCAGAAAUCGGAAUUGUUUCCGGUGACUUGCUCCAUAUUAUGGGCACCAACAUAACACAGCAGAACAAUGAAAGACCUCCAGAACCAACCAGAAACAGACCACAGCCCCUGGCAUCCUAUACAAGUGAUACAGCUCUCUCUUCUGUGUUAACUACUGGCCAGAUUUCUGUCACAACCUCAACCACUGAUCCAUCCACUUCCCAGCUGUCCACUCCACUGCUCAGUACACACAAUAUCCAAAGUGAAAUGGAGGUGAAUGUGGUGAAAAAUAGCUCACCAACACCUGUGAUAGAUGCAGACGUCAACAGAUACCUCCAAGAGCCACUGGUGAUCAGAGAGUCAACUGCCACUCAAGUUCCCACACUGCUGCACCAGUUGUACACGUCUGCUAACUGUAGCAGCACCAAUGAUGCAUUAUGGGUUGUCCUGCAUGCCAUCAUGCUAGAGGCAGGGUUUUAUCCAAGUCAAGACCAGGAUCUGUGGAUAAUGCCAAGUGAAUGGAAGAAACAAGGAUUUUACACUUGCUCCUACAGCUAUACAGUCACACCUGAUGUGGUGAAAGAUUGUGCUUUGAUUGGUCUGACCAUGGGUUCUUCAGUUGCUGUGCAUGCCCUCACCAAGUCUGAACAGAGUUACAAAACAGAGCAUCUCCAACUUAGAACUGCGGACUUUAUCAGAAAUUUAUCAGAAGACCCCCCUCAGACGUACCGAGCCCUGGAUAGAUUGUCCAGACAGAUGAUGGACACUGUGUGCUUACCUUUAAUUGACGAAAUUGUAACAGAAUCUGGCUUUCCUGGAAGAAGUGGUAUUUUAGCACUUCCUUACGCUGCAAAGUUGAAGAUUUUCUCCUUCCUGGAUGCUAAAAGCUUAUGCCACAUGGGUCAAACUUGCCUGGAUUUCUUCUCAGUGUAUAAAGACAAAAUUGUGUGGAGAUUAUUGUAUAUGCGCCAGUUCGGCAAGCCUGAGGAUUGCAGCCUCGGAAAAAACUGGUUUGAGUUGUACAAAGAAAAAUACCAGCAGCAAAAGGACGAGCAAAGAAGGCGCAUGUUCCAGGUUGAUGCCACAGAUCCUCCGUGGGGAUUUCCUGGGGCUAUUGGACCCUUUAGGCCAUUCGCGCCUGGUAUGCCUCCUUUUCCCAGAAUGCUUGGAGGUGAUUACGACUUGCAUCCUGAAUUUGCUGCAGGUUUGCCUGACCCUCUGGCUGGAAGAUUCACAGGUCCUCUAGCACCAAAUGUUCCCAUGCCCAGUCCAUUUAGUACUGGACACAGAUUUGACCCCUUAGCCAGACCAAACAGAGGGAACCUAACAGGCUCUCCGUUUGCUAAUGGAUUUCAUGGACAGUUCUUUUAACUUAUUUCUAUAACAAACACAUCCUGAUAUUAUGUUAUGUUUUAUAAUUGAAAGAUUCAGCAAAUAAAUGAUGAGAAUG
Molecule: messenger RNA, 1763 nt
Organism: Physella acuta
Lineage: Eukaryota; Metazoa; Mollusca; Gastropoda; Physidae
Product: F-box only protein 7
Biological process (GO): positive regulation of autophagy of mitochondrion
Molecular function (GO): protein kinase binding
Source: RefSeq, a predicted model, not a curated record